GGCCAUGCGGGGAGCGGCGGCCCUGGUGCUGCUGGUGGCAGCGCUGAGCGGGAAAGGUGCUGCCGGGGGGGGCUGUCCCGCACAGAGCUUGGGCUGCAAGUGCGGGGCCGAACGGACCAAGAGCCCCGGCGGGGCCCCCGCACCCCGGCGGAGGGUGGUCUGCAGCGGCGGGGGGCUCCCCGCACCUCCCGAGCCGCAACUGCUGCCCGACGGCACCGCCACGCUGCUGCUGAGCAACAACAAGAUCACGGUGCUGGAAAACGGCUCCUUUUUUGGGUUGUGGGCUCUGGAGAAGCUGGAUCUGAAGAACAAUCUGAUCAGCACGGUCCAACCCGGAGCCUUCCUGGGUCUCCCGGAGCUGAAGCGUCUGGACCUCUCCAACAACCGCAUCGGCUGCCUCAGCGCCAGCGUCUUCCAGGGGCUCCCCAACCUCCUCAGGCUGAAUAUGUCUGGGAACAUCUUCUCCAGCCUCCCCCCCGGCGUUUUCGACGAGCUUCCCUCCCUGAAAGUCGUGGACUUCUCCACCGAGUACCUGACGUGUGACUGUAACCUGCGGUGGGUGCUGCCCUGGGCCCGCACCCGCACGGCGCAGAUCUCGGAGCGGACGCUGUGCGCUUAUCCCCGGCGCCUCCAGGGGCUUCCCCUGCGCGGGGUGCGGGAUUCCCAGCUGGGAUGCGCGGGCGCCCCGGAGCUCCACACCCACCACCUGAUCCCGUCGCUGCGCCAGGUGGUUUUCCAGGGCGACCGGUUGCCCUUCCAGUGCACUGCCACCUACCUGGAUAACAGCACCCAGAUCCGGUGGUACCACAACCGGCAGCCAGUGGAGGAGGACAAGAGGACGGGAGUCAUCGUGGAGGAGAGCCUGAUCCAUGACUGCACCUUCAUCACCAGGAAAGGGAGGGAAGAAAUGGCUCCUUCCAAGAAAAAUGCAAGGAAAAAGUACCUGAAGUCUCAGGAGAGCCUCAAUCCUUGA
This is a messenger RNA of Calypte anna (Anna's hummingbird), 973 nucleotides long. RefSeq names its product adhesion G protein-coupled receptor A2 (gene ADGRA2). Gene Ontology annotation, molecular function: protein binding. Gene Ontology annotation, biological process: cell surface receptor signaling pathway; central nervous system development; positive regulation of canonical Wnt signaling pathway. NCBI's taxonomy places the organism in Eukaryota, Metazoa, Chordata, Aves, Apodiformes, Trochilidae. Bases 5 to 973 code for a protein of 322 amino acids. Gene Ontology annotation, cellular component: Wnt signalosome; plasma membrane. The transcript is spliced from 8 exons. The record is from RefSeq and is a predicted model, not a curated record.